This is a messenger RNA of Carassius gibelio (silver crucian carp), 6757 nucleotides long. RefSeq names its product F-box only protein 41-like. The transcript has 13 exons. Bases 339 to 2735 code for a protein of 798 amino acids. Lineage: Eukaryota; Metazoa; Chordata; Actinopteri; Cypriniformes; Cyprinidae. The record is from RefSeq and is a predicted model, not a curated record. Gene Ontology annotation, molecular function: protein binding.
AGCGCUCGUGACGUCAUCCUGCCGGAGCGGCUGCUGGGCACGGGCGGAAAAUGGGCACAGAUCUGCGAGGACAAAAGGUUUGGACUCUGAGGAAAACAGAUUAAGUGCCAGAAAUAGACCUAACUGCAGUCAAGACCUUAUUGAAGAUCUAAAUCAAGAACUUGUGACUCAGAAGGAGCAUGUGUGGUGAUCCCCUGUACCUUGCUCAGCCCGUAGCAAACCUAGCGCGUCUGAGAUGAGUGGUCCUCUUUGGUCCCCGGCCGCUGUCCCUGCCUGCUCUUGGCAGCGCUUGGUGGCUUGAGCAGAUUGCUCCAUCCUGGCAUCCACGGGAGCGUGGAAUGGCCUCUUUGGACCUGCCGUACCGUUGUCCUCGCUGUGGGGAACACAAGCGCUUUCGAAGUCUGUCCUCUCUGCGCGCCCAUCUGGAGUACAACCACACCUACGAGACCCUGUAUGUGCUGUCAAAGUCCAACAGCGUAUGCGAUGCCGCUGCACUGCUCCCCCUAGUGGCAGACGGAGCCCUCACUGCCGAAUCCCGUUUUCCAUACCGCGAACUGCCCUGUCCCGGUGAAGAGCUCAGGCUUGCGCCUUCGUCUACUGCAUGCUACCUGCCCAAUGUGGAGUUUCCUUUGGGCGAGAUCCUGGUGAAGACAGCCAUGAGCUCUGGCGACGCCUUGUCCUCCACAGGGAACAACGCUGUGGCGGUGGCCGCUAAUGUGGCUGCUAGUGCGGUGGAGGCAGCUUAUGAAGAGGGUCUGGCUCGGUUGAAAGCGCGAGCGUUUGAGAGGCUCGAGCUAGACGAAAGGCUCGAGAAGUUGUCGGAGGAGGUGGAGCAGAAGAUCGCAGCGCGUGUUGGCCGUCUGCAGGCGGAGCUGGAGAGGAAAAGCUUGGAGCUGGAAAAGGCAACGCUGGAGAGUGAGAGACUCAGUCAGGAGAAGCAAGACCUGGAGGACAAGGCCACAGAGCUUUCGCGGCAAGUUGACGUGUCUGUGGAGAUGCUGGCCAGCCUUAAGCAGGAUCUUGUUAACAAGGAGCAGGAGCUCUCACACAAACAACAAGAGGUGGCCCAUAUCGACCAGUUCCUGCAGGAAACAGCUGCACGUGAAGCCAAUGCUAAAGUGCGUCUUCAGCAGUUCAUCGAGGAGCUGUUGGACCGGGCUGACCGUGCUGAGAAACAGCUCCAGAUCAUCAGCAGCUGUGCCACCACCCCCAACGGCAGCCUGGGACACUGCAGUCUCCAGGGAUCCAAACACAAUGGACAACAGAGAAAUUCCAGUAUCUCUGGGGCAUCGAGGGGCAUGUACCAAGUGUCCGAUCGACGUUCCUCCCCAAGCACUGCCGUAUCAAGACGAGGGAAGACUGUGUCCCAGGGUUCAGGAGGUUAUGACAGUGACAGUGUGGACCUCCAUGCUCUGGAGGACUGCCCUGAUGCUCAAUACUACCACGUCCAGUGCCGGCUAGGAGAAGGAGGUGGAGGGUAUGAAAGGGUUGCUUCUCGCAGCUGGGGUCUCCGUAAACAGGCCAUCCAGAACUGGCAGCGCCGGCCGUACCGGAAUAGCACAGAGGGAGAGGAGGGCGACGUGUCUGACGUAGGAUCCCGCACCACCGAGUCCGAGGCCGAGAUGUGGGAGCAAGACAGGAGAGAAAGCCAGCACGGGGGGAACCGUGGAGGAUACAGGCUAGCUACAGGGGUAUACAAGCCAUGUCGCCACGAGAAAAGCCCCUCUAAAAUGAACGAGGUGAUCAGUCCUGAGGUGCUGAAGAUACGUGCCGCUCUCUUCUGCAUCUUUACCUACCUGGAUAUGAAGACACUCCUGCGGGCAGCUGAGGUUUGCCGAGAUUGGAAGUUUGUGGCUCGUCACCCGGCAGUGUGGACCAGAGUCCUCCUGGAGAACGCUCGCAUCUCCUCAAAGUUCUUGUGCACUCUGUCUCAGUGGUGCACACAGACGCAUUCCCUCAUCCUCCAGAACCUCAAACCCCGGCAGAGGGGCAAAAAAGAGACAAAGGAGGAGUAUCUGAAGAGCACACGUGGGUGUCUCGAGGAGGGUCUGGAGGCCUUGUUGAAAGCUUCUGGCAGUAAUCUGCUCAUUCUGAAGGUGUCUCAUUGUCCGAAUCUAUUGACCGAUCGCUCUCUGUGGUUGGCCAGCUGUUAUUGCAGGGCACUACAGGCUGUCACAUACAGGAGCGCGACGGACCCUGUUGGACAGGAAGUUAUCUGGGCACUGGGAGCUGGUUGCAGAGACAUCAUCUCACUACAGGUGGCACCUUUACACCCAUGUCAGCAGCCAGCACGCUUCAGUAACCGGUGCCUGCAGACCAUUGGCAGAUGCUGGCCACACCUACGAGCGCUGGGUGUGGGCGGAGCCGGCUGUGGCUUACAGGGAUUGGCUUCUUUGGCGAGGAACUGCAUGAGGCUGCAGGUGCUAGAGUUGGACCACGUCAGUGAGAUCAAUCAGGAAGUGUCUGCUGAGAUGUGCCGAGAGGGACUGAAGGGUCUGGAGAUGCUGGUGCUCACCUCCACUCCUGUUACUCCCAAAGCCCUGCUUCACUUUAAUAGUGUGUGUCGUAACCUGAAAUCCAUAGUAGUCCAGAUCGGUAUAGAAGAUUACUUUGAAGACCCUAACAGUCCCGAGGCCAGAAAACUCUUUGAUGAAAUGGUGAACAAGCUGCAGGCACUCAAAAAAAGACCUGGUUUCUCCAAAAUCCUCCAUGUGAAGGCUGAUGGCUUGUGCUAGCUCUGCUGUGUUGUGGCCAGAGCCACAUAAAGGUUCACCGAUUAUUUCAACCUGAUCGAGUCAUUCCCUCCUUAAAUAAACGAGGAAGAAUCAUACACUUCCGCUUCAGUCAGACGCAACCAAAUAGAGGAGUAUGUAAAGAUAACACGUAACAAACUCUACAAGAAGGGAUAAUUACUCGGCAUGGCUGCCGUUCCAUCAGUCAUCCAGUUACAGACUCUGGAUUUUUCUCCUACUUGCCAAACGCACUAAACUUUUUAUAAGAUCUCAGAGAACAUGCCCUCUCUCUUCAGAGCACUGAUGUGCAGGAGGGAACGGCCUCACAGUCGAGAUUGACCUGAAUCAUAAAAUCAAUGUGAAAUCCUAACAGCACAAAUUUUUAAAUCCACAAGGGUAAGUUAGUAAUGUGGGAGUGUGUGUUUGUGUGAUCAGCUCGAUUGCUUCCCCGAUGUCCAGCAAAGAGGCGCAUUCGUUCAUUAGUUGUCACCUAAGAGCUUUACUCUUCGAACUGGAUGCGUCAGCCAGCCAUAUUACCAGGACAAGUAUCAACAUAACAAAAUCACCAGCUUCAGACGUGGCUUACAGAGAGGGAAGCCAUGUCUCCAUAGAAAUUACUAUUACUUGCAGCUAUCUUGUGUGUACGAAAGCUGUUCGUGUUCCAGUCCUUUAGCCGUAUUCCCAUGACCAGGGUUUGUUUCUCAUCAUUGGAUCUCUUGUUCCAGACAGAUUAGCAAUGCCUUCUCCAUGAUGUGCCAUCCAUAGCUCAGACCUUUUGUUUUCAAGGUUGAAUUUUGGUCAUUCCCAAUGUGCCAUUAGUCUUAAAGGUAUUAAGUCAUGCCCUACAAGGUGUGCACUUAUCUAAAAGGAAUUUAAGAGGGAAUAGUGAGGGAUAGAGACAAGCUCAUGGUUCUGUCAAUCCAAUGCACACCAACUGUUUCGCCUCAGAUGUCAACGUCUCCAUCUCUUCCAUCAGUUGCUGUUCAAACUUCUAUAAAACUCGGGCUAGUGCCACUCACUACAUCAGUUCUCCAUCUGCUCUGUUGAUUUCAGAUGGUAUUUUCCAUGUUCCAAAGGUAGACACCACUGAAUAAACACCUUGUACAAUCAAAUAGAAGGGAUGAGUAUAAAUAUAUAGAGUUUUUAUAUUAGGUUCUUAUCAGAACUUCACUUCUGAAAUGCGUGUGUUAAGAUUUUGGCUUUGGUUCCUUGUAUAGAACUUUACUUGCUGGAACUGGGAAAUAAGUUAACAAUAGCCAUAUCAGGCCAUGUUAGACUACAAAAUGAUUCUGCACAGCCGAGAUUGAAUUCAAUAUUUAUAGCCUCAUUUAGUCAAGGCCAGCAUUGUGAAAAUAACUUUUCCGUUUGUUUUCAAAAGGAAAAAGGUUAUUUAUGGUGUAUUGCCGGGGCAUUUUUGAGUAGAUCGUAUGAUAUGUCAGGUUUUGCUUUCAGUUGGAAUAUUACUCCAUUAUUAGAAUCAAGUUUACACUAAAACAAUGAAUGUUAAAGCACUUCAAUGUGUUUUAGCUGAAAGUCAGUCAUACAAAGAAACUACAAUAUACCAUUCUCAUCAAGUUUCUUUAAAAUAAUAAUAAUAAAAUAAAACAUACUAAUGCAAUAAUACUGAUGCAAGUACUGGUCCCGACUGCUCUCGGUGCUGUACCACUUACCCAUCAGGCAUUGCUGCUCCCCUUGGCCAGUCUCUGAGCUGAAAUCACACAGUCCAAACGCUCUACUCCAAGUGCUUUAGUCAAGGCGAGCACUUCUAUGGUGCAACAUUCUACUUCCUGUCUUAAAACACAAUAUGGGGCUUGAAUUAAGACGAGAGGAGUGUUCACAAAAUCUGCCUGAGUUUAUUUUAGGAUGGCUGUUCAAAAUGAGACAAUGUGGACCAGAAUGGAAACUGCAAAACCAUCUUCAAGAAAGAAAAACUGCAGAAGUGGGAUAGGGUAACCUACUCUACCCACAACGCCACACAGUGACGCUUCGAGUGUGUUGGCACUCGUCUGCCGAAAAACUGUAUGUAUAUGUUGUUUCUAUAGGAAGGAAUUACAAAUGGUGUAAAUAUUUCAAAUGUAACCUAAGGAAAGAGAUAACCUGCAGCGUUUCAAGGAUGUCCACCCACAAAUGGUUUCCGGUGUGGUGGCCACACUGACCAGAUGACUUUCAGAGUUCAAAGAUAUUGAAUUUGCAGUAUGCUGUGUAUUAUAGAUGCUUUAUAUUGAAUGUGUAUCAGAGUCCUAUAGAGAUGGAUAUAAUUUAAAAACAGAGUGCAAUUUAUUUCAACUAUUUAUUUCUAUAAAAAGAUGUCUAUGAUGAUGGCAUGUUUGUGCUAAAGCAUUAUAUAUACAUAUAUAUAUAUAUAUAUAUCAUGUUGCCUUUUCAAGUGUUCUGCUGUAGAUGUUAUUAGAUUAUUAGAUCUGAGUGCUCUGGAUUAUUGCUUGCUGCCUUUCAUUUUUAGACUGAGCAACCGUUGCACCAUUAUGAUGAAAAAAAUGAACUGCUAAUGUUUAGUAUUAAGCUGGUGAUGUUCUAUUUUUCUUUUUUAAUGUCGAGUCUUUUUAAAGAAUCUGACAUAUGUAAUGCACUUUUUUUAUCAGAGCACUUCCACUGCUCUGUGACGGUUGGUUUCAUAUAAUUAAUGUGCAAUUCCUCUUUUCCUAAGCUUUGCACCAGAAGACUAUCAGCUUUCCGUUCAUCAUGUGAUCAGUCCGUUCAAUAGUUUUAGUGACUUUUUAGGAAACCCUCUCAGUGUUCUUUUUAAUGCAUAGCAUUAACCUGCAAUAUAACAAUAAAUAGCAACAUUAAUAUUUUUUUAUUUGCUUUAAGCAAGUGGUGAAUGUGAUGACAUGCUGGGUGAUAGUGUGUGGACUGAGCACUUUGAAUAUGAAAUUUUAUUUGACUAAAAAUAGCGUAAAACGAUUCUGAACUAUACCAACCCAAACUUGCAUCUGGAUGGAUUUCGAUAAACAGACAGAUUUUGAGAUCGAUUGAAACGUGUCUCCAUGUCUACAGAAUGCCACUUUAACAGAAGACCUGCAGCACUCAGAAAGAUAAAUAUACUUCUGUUUUUUUUUUUUUUUUUUUUUUUUUUGUAAGCAUAACCAUUGUUUCUGUACCACUAACCAGAACUUCUUGAAUCGAUCAGUUAUAGUGGUGUUUGUUAUUGUUAGGUGCCAGAUGUUGUGACUAUUCAUGUGUAGCUGUAAUUGUAACCAUCAAAUCAAUGACCUCGUCAUUGGCAAGUAAGUCGAAAAGACAAACAGAUGAUUUAUUAAUAGUGGAAUAUUAUCAGCUUUUUGUUCUGUUAUGUUUAGUGGACUCGACAUGGUGUAAGAUAAAACAUAAUUUACAAUCUUAACAGCCAUAUUCAAACUCCCAUAGCCUUGGAAUGAUAAUAACCACGUAUAGUACAUCCUAAUGCCUUUCAUUUAUCUGUUUUAUUUUUUUUCUGCUAGUCUGUCCAUUAAUAUGGCAUUCAGUCCUUGAUGUCACGAUAUUGAGAUUUUACAUUUCCGAUGUUCAGCUUUGUGCUGUGCUGUUCUUUAGCCAUGAUACUUCUUGGCUUGUCAUUAGUCUACCUCUCGGCUCUCGUUUGAAUGAUUGUAUUUUAUGCCAUCUGUCUGAACUGCUUUCAUGCAUAACUUCAAACUUCUUCUGGCAACUUAAGUUGAAUUGUGCUGCUUUUUUUAUACCAACAGAUUGCAUUGACGUUAUUUAAUGAAUGCACAUUCUCUGCCGUUGCACAAGAAGGCAAUUCAUCACCCGAAGUUAGUUAAUAUUUAUUGGAAAAUGUUCAUGAUUAAACUCUUUUCUUGCUUGUGGGAACAAACUGCAGACCUUUUUUUCCCUGUAUUUUUCUGGCCUGCUUAUUAACAUUCCUUAUUGUCUGUUCGAUGGGUUAUCCCAGUUUGCGAAAAGUUGAAUAUAAAAGUGUGAUGGAAUUGUUUACAUUCCAGAAUCUCAUGCCAUUUUGUUCCAGGCAUAUUCUAUGAGUUAUAAUAAAAAUCUGAUACAUUCACUUA